Molecule: messenger RNA, 1344 nt
Organism: Aureobasidium namibiae CBS 147.97
Lineage: Eukaryota; Fungi; Ascomycota; Dothideomycetes; Dothideales; Saccotheciaceae
Exons: 1
Coding region: 1-1344 (447 amino acids)
Biological process (GO): nucleoside transmembrane transport
Cellular component (GO): fungal-type vacuole membrane; plasma membrane
Molecular function (GO): nucleobase transmembrane transporter activity; nicotinamide riboside transmembrane transporter activity
Source: RefSeq, a predicted model, not a curated record
AUGGAUCGUGUGCGCAAGAUAUGGCAACAAGAGCAGGAAUAUGAGCCUAUCGAAGGAGGCUCGGCCGACGAGGAACAAGAGAGGCAGGAGCUGAGGGAGUCCACGUCUUUCUCAUGGACGGAGUACUUGAUUUUCAUGCUGCUGGGUGUGGCCAUGCUGUGGGCAUGGAACAUGCUGCUCGCGGCAGGGCCAUACUUCCAAAGUCGAUUCGCAUCGAGUGACCGCCUCUUGGACAACUUCCAGGCCUCCGAGUUGGCCGUGUCCAGCAUCACCAACUUGGGCAGCAUGCUCGUUCUUACCAAAAUGCAGGCCCGCGCCUCAUAUCCUCGACGUAUUGUCAUGUCCCUCCUCAUCAAUCUGCUUGCCUUUGCAUUGCUUGCUCUCUCAACGUGGUUUGCUCUCGGCGUCAGUCCAAGUGCCUACUUUGCUUUCCUGAUUCUCAUUGUCUUCGUCACCAGUCUGGCAGCUGGCCUCUGCCAGAAUGGCGUUUUUGCAUUCGUCUCCGGCUUUGGCCAGCCGCGCUAUACGCAGGCCAUCAUGACUGGACAGGGCGUUGCUGGAGUGCUCCCUUGUAUCGCCCAGAUCGUCUCGGUACUUUCUGUCACAAAGCCAGAUGAGCCAUCCGAUGAUGGAUCUGCACCAGUCCCUGGAACCGCCGCUUUCGCCUACUUCCUUACCGCAACCGUCAUCUGUGCUUCUACGCUGGUUGCUUUCUUCUACCUUCGUCGACAACACAAUGUCAAGAGCGCUGCCGCCCAUUCAGAUAUGGCAUCCAGCGUAGGAACUCCAGAACAGCCCAAGAGAAACACGGUUCCACUCACCGUACUGCUCGGCAAGUUGCGCUGGCUCGCAGCUGCAGUCUUCUUGACCUUUGCUGUCACCAUGAUGUUCCCUGUCUAUACUCAACGCAUUCUGAGUGUCAACGCGACAGACUCGUCGUCGCGCAUCUUCCAGACACCGUCUUUCGUCCCUCUGGCCUUCCUGUUCUGGAAUGCUGGUGACCUACUAGGCCGUUUGCUGCCCGCCGUACCUCGCCUCUCCCUGAUCCACCGACCAAAACUCAUCUUCGUACUUUCCGUUGCUCGUGUCGGCUUCAUUCCGUUAUACCACCUUUGCAACAUCCGUGGCCAGGGUGCUGUCGUUCAUAGCGAUGCGUUCUACCUGGUUGUUGUACAGUUGCUUUUCGGCAUGUCAAAUGGCUAUCUUGGAAGUAUGUGUAUGAUGGGUGCUGCUGAGUGGGUUGAUCCUGAAGAACGGGAGGCCUCAGGUGGCUUUAUGGGCUUGUGUCUUGUGGCUGGUCUGGCGGUCGGCAGUUUGAUCAGUUUCUUUGCUGCAAAAGCGUAG